This is a messenger RNA of Nerophis ophidion (straightnose pipefish), 1046 nucleotides long. Its product is annotated as glutathione S-transferase A-like. The record is from RefSeq and is a predicted model, not a curated record. The coding region runs from base 109 to 780 and encodes 223 amino acids. Gene Ontology annotation, cellular component: cytoplasm. Gene Ontology annotation, molecular function: glutathione transferase activity; glutathione binding. NCBI's taxonomy places the organism in Eukaryota, Metazoa, Chordata, Actinopteri, Syngnathiformes, Syngnathidae. The transcript is spliced from 6 exons.
UGAAGAAGAAUAUUAAUCUUAUCAAUGUUGUUUUGAGGACGUGACGUGUCGCUACGUGUCCAAACUCUCCACUUUCACCGUCCAGGCUGCGGACCUUCUCUCUACGCCAUGGCCGAAGAUAUGCAUCUGUAUUGGGGCUCCGGGUCUGCUCCGUGCUGGAGAGUCAUGAUCGCCCUGGAGGAGAAGAACCUGCAAGGCUUCAAGAAUACGCUGCUUUCCUUCGACAAAAACGAGCACAAGUCACCCGGCGUUUUAGCCCAAAACCCCAGAGGACAGCUUCCAACUUUCAAACAUGGCGACAACAUCCUGAAUGAAUCCUAUGCAGCCUGCUUCUACCUGGAGAGUCAGUUCAAGUGUCAGGGGAGCAAGCUGCUCCCAGAUGGCGCAGCGGAGCAAGCUCUGGUGUACCAGCGCAUGUUCGAGGGGAUCACCUUCUACGACAAACUGUUCGCAGUCAUCUACUACGAGUGGUCGGUGCCCGAAGACGAGCGGCACGAGUCGGCCUUCAAGAGAAACUGCGAGGCCCUGGCCACCGAGCUCCACCUGUGGGAGGGUUACCUGCAGGCGGGACCUUACCUGGCUGGCCCCAACUUCUCAUUGGCUGAUGUGGCUGUUUUCCCAACGGUGGCGAAUCUUUUCCGAUAUGGGCUGACUGCUGUGCGUUACCCGAAAUUGUCUGAAUAUCACACCCUGCUGAAGGAGCGACCCAGCGUCCGAGCCAGCUGGCCUCCUCACUGGCAGGAGGACCCCACUGGAGAAGACACACUCAAAGACCUCUGAGGUUAUCGCCGUCCAAACCAGGGGUGGGGAAGCGUGUUUUUUUUUUUGUUUUUUUUUUGUCAUUUUCGCUGCUCCAAAGUCUACCACGUGUUUAUGACUAACACAAAAACAACAACCAGGAGCAUUCAUGCAUCACAGGGCUUCUUUGUUUCUGUUCUGCGUUCCCCUUUGCAGAAAUGAAGGCAAUAGUUCCAACAGGAUGUGGAUGCAAUCAAAGAGAACGGCAUUAAAUGAAGUGAAAAAUAAAGGUGUGUACAAUCCCAAAA